This is a messenger RNA of Harmonia axyridis, 1423 nucleotides long. Its product is annotated as phenoloxidase-activating factor 3-like. The record is from RefSeq and is a predicted model, not a curated record. Gene Ontology annotation, biological process: proteolysis. The transcript is spliced from 6 exons. Lineage: Eukaryota; Metazoa; Arthropoda; Insecta; Coleoptera; Coccinellidae. The coding region runs from base 140 to 1210 and encodes 356 amino acids. Gene Ontology annotation, molecular function: serine-type endopeptidase activity.
AUCAUUAUUCUCCAAUAAGAAAUCUGAUUCGCAUGUUGCGCCCAUCAAGAUCAAAGAAUGCGAAAAAAUACAGUGUGAAAAAGAUGAAACGAAACAGUUGAUUGUUUCCGAAACCUGACGAUACGUUCUUUUCGUGAAAAUGCAUUUCAUUUCGUUGUUUCCUAGUUUUCUCUUUCUUUUCAUCGUGACAAUAGAUUGUGCAUCUGCAUACUACCACUCGUGUACCCCCUAUGCAGAAUGCAGGGACGUUUUCCAAUGUCCGUAUUUCGUAGGACUCCUACAGAAUCCCACAAUUCCCCAACAUAUCAUCAUCGGGGAAGUCAGGAGAAGACAAUGCGGUUUCAGUGUUGCCAAUCCAGCGGUUUGUUGCUCCCGAAAAUCCCUGACCGAUGCGACUUUGAGAAACCACAGAAACCUACAUUUAUUACCCAUGGAUCAGUGUGGGAUACCUUGGGGUUUUCGCAUAGCCAAUGGGGAGACGUCUCGCAUCAACGAAGCGCCUUGGAUGGCUCUGCUAUUCUAUCAGACAGCUGAAACAAUAGAGUUUUUCUGCGGAGGCUCCUUAAUAUCGGAGAGAUAUGUACUAAGCGCUGCCCAUUGCGUGCUCAAGACAUUAAUUGGAGUACGUCUGGGAGAGUACGACAUUUUAUCGAAUGAAGAUUGUGAUCAACUUACCUAUUACUGCAAUCCUCCAUCUCAGGAUUUUUAUAUAGACACUAUCGUUAUACCUUCCAGUUUUGAUCAAAAAUCUGAUCAUAUCAACGAUAUAGCUCUAAUAAGACUCUCUGGUAAAGCUGACAUCUCUCGCGUAAAUGUUCGGCCAAUUUGUCUUCCUUUGGAAGGAAAUAAGAAUUUUCAACACGAGAUGUUCAUAAUCUCUGGUUGGGGAUCCAACAAAACAGGAGAAAGGAGUCGGUUUUUGAUGAAAGCAGAAGUACCCAUGUUACCGUUGUCACUAUGCCAAAAGCUCUACGCCAAUUUCAAUUUGAAUUCGAAGCAUUUGUGUGCAGGAGGAAAAGAAGAAGAUUCGUGUGGUGGCGACAGUGGAGGACCACUUACAUCAAAAAUGUAUAUCGGAAAUAUGCCAAGAUACACUCAGUACGGUAUCAUCUCUUUUGGUCCUGUUAGCUGUGGAACCUUAGGGAUGCCUGGGGUUUACACUAAUGUGGUUUUCUAUAUGAAAUGGAUAUUGAACAAUCUAGAGCCUUGAAUAAGUUUGAUUAUGAAGGAUGGAACUGUUCUUCUUCUUCUUAUAUCCUUUACUAUGUGCUAGGACUCAGCCAUUCGCACAAGGAUGGAACUGUGUGACUAACAUAAUACAUAAAAAAGUACCGUUGGUAGUUGGUUUUUAUUUUCUAUGGUUCAGAUGAUGUGAUCUGAUUGAAAUAAUCAUUAGACAUCUAAAUACAAAAUUUUAUUUCAA